Molecule: messenger RNA, 1733 nt
Organism: Durotheca rogersii
Lineage: Eukaryota; Fungi; Ascomycota; Sordariomycetes; Xylariales; Xylariaceae
Exons: 2
Coding region: 550-1644 (364 amino acids)
Source: RefSeq, a predicted model, not a curated record
AGGUACCACACCCCAUGACUCACGGCACACACCAAGAGCCACUAAAAUCACCAGGUAAGUCGAGAGAAACACGACUGCAACAGCGUCACAACAUCUACCGCCUAUGCUGCCACGCAUCGAAGUCUAGCACUGCUACGAGCAAUGUCUGCGUCACCUUACCGCAAGCGAAAGAGACCUCUAAAUUAGGGUUCAAACCUCAGGGACUUUGCAGUCCGGGAGGGAAAGGCUCCCAAAAUCCCAGUUGCACCGCGUCCGAGCCGCAAAGGAACAAAUCAUUCGCAAAAGCCCACGGUUGCUCAAUGCUAAAUGCAGUGCUUAAUGAUCUUGUCAAAGCCUUUGGUUAAGAAAUCCUCGGCGUGGUGGUUGGCGAAGAGGGAAUCGGUAGCGGGGUGGUCAGAUUCAACCUCAGUCCCAUAAACACAAUCCUUGAAGACAGACACACGGUACCAUCCCGCUCGGAGGGCCAGCAGGAGAUCAUGCGAAGGAGGUCUGGCUUGGCUGCUUGGGUCCGAGGCGCGGGCGCGCGGUUGCUCUGGACAAUCCUAUGGCAUGCUUACCUAUCUAAUACUAGCUCAGCAGCUGCAAGGCGAUACCAUGACGGGGGUGGAAUCUCAUCAAUCAACAUCUCACCCGGCUAUUCUUCGCCGUCAUUGGCCGUGCUCCACCUUCCAGUCGGACGUCGUUGUAUAUUUUAUUCGUUCCCUGCGGGCCACGAAAAACAUCAUGGGCCUCUCUACGAUGGUGCUAACGCUGCCAGCGCUCGGCCAGGACGUGCAGCUCGGCAUGCUGUACGACAUACGCACCGCGCAGUUCUUCAGCGGCGUCUCGCUGUGGAGCAACAGCAUCGUCAACGCGAGGCAGACGCUUGACGAUCACGUGGUGCAAAACACCGAGUUUACCUACUCGAACUCCCUCGAGCAGGCGCGCAGCCAUGUCGCCCUCGACGUCGAGGGCUCGCUGAGUCUCGAUCUCGGCAUCAUCAAAGCCACCGGCUCGGCCAAGUACCUGAAUGACAAGCAGUCGAGUAGCUUCGAGGCACGUAUAGACGUCUCCUGCACCGUCGUCCGUCGCACGCGCCGUAUCCCGCAGGAGAUCCUGGGGUCCAUGCAGUACGAGCGUAACCUCGAUGACCCUCGCUUCACGCACUUCGUUGCAGAGGUGGUAGAAGGAGGAAGCGCCACGCUGAGUUUCGUCCAAUCCUGUUCCUCAUCCGAGGAGGCGAAGAAGGUGACGGGCAGGCUAGAGGCCAAAAUUACGAAACUUCCGAUCAGGGGCAAGGCCAAGGUAGAAUUCUCGGAGGAGAGCAAGUCCGUCUUUGAGAGCCUCAAGAUCUCCUAUAGUGGCGCGAUAGCCGAGAACGUCUCCAACGUCGAGGAGGCUUGUCGUGUCGCUCGCGAGAUGCCGACGAAGCUAGGACAGCAGUUCAACACGCUCUCGUACAAGCUUUUGCCGCUCACGGUCCUCCGCAGCACCGUGAACCGAGAAAUUCGUCAUCUCGACGCCAACCUCGUCGUCAAGACAGCCGAGGCGCUGAAAGCCGGCACCGUAGCAGGACUCAAGCUGAAGGACGUCAUGGAGCAAGACGGGUUAAAUACCCCUGUAAAUACGGUGUUAUUUAAGGGAUACUUUAUUUUUAUUAGCUAAAAGUUCGUAUACGCCGUUUUAAUUAGUUAAAAGCUCGUACGGCCUAUUUGAAAGUAAUAUAUCUAAUAAAACCGCAGCGUACGCGUCUA